Messenger RNA from Rattus norvegicus (Norway rat), 2985 nucleotides. RefSeq names its product matrix metallopeptidase 9 (gene Mmp9). The transcript is spliced from 13 exons. Gene Ontology annotation, molecular function: metallopeptidase activity; zinc ion binding; metalloendopeptidase activity. Lineage: Eukaryota; Metazoa; Chordata; Mammalia; Rodentia; Muridae. Gene Ontology annotation, cellular component: extracellular matrix. Bases 1 to 2127 code for a protein of 708 amino acids. Gene Ontology annotation, biological process: cellular response to interleukin-1; tissue remodeling; macrophage chemotaxis. The record is from RefSeq and is marked provisional.
AUGAACCCCUGGCAGCCCCUGCUCCUGGUGCUCCUGGCUCUAGGCUACAGCUUUGCUGCCCCUCACCAGCGCCAGCCGACUUAUGUGGUCUUCCCCCGAGACCUGAAAACCUCCAACCUCACGGACACACAGCUGGCAGAGGAUUACCUGUACCGCUAUGGUUACACUCGGGCAGCCCAGAUGAUGGGAGAGAAGCAGUCCCUGCGGCCCGCUUUGCUGAUGCUUCAGAAGCAGCUGUCCCUGCCCCAGACUGGUGAGCUGGACAGCGAGACACUAAAGGCCAUUCGUUCACCGCGCUGUGGUGUCCCAGACGUGGGCAAAUUCCAAACCUUCGAAGGCGACCUCAAGUGGCACCAUCAUAACAUCACCUAUUGGAUCCAAAGCUACACCGAAGACUUGCCGCGAGACGUGAUCGAUGACUCCUUCGCGCGCGCCUUCGCGGUGUGGAGCGCGGUGACACCGCUCACCUUCACCCGCGUGUACGGGCUCGAAGCAGACAUUGUCAUCCAGUUUGGUGUCGCGGAGCACGGGGACGGGUAUCCCUUCGACGGCAAGGAUGGUCUACUGGCACACGCCUUUCCCCCUGGCCCCGGCAUUCAGGGAGAUGCCCACUUCGACGACGACGAGUUGUGGUCGCUGGGCAAAGGCGCCGUGGUCCCCACUUACUUUGGAAACGCAAAUGGUGCCCCAUGUCACUUUCCCUUCACCUUCGAGGGACGCUCCUAUUUGUCCUGCACCACGGAUGGCCGCAACGACGGCAAGCCUUGGUGUGGCACGACAGCUGACUACGACACAGACAGAAAAUAUGGUUUCUGCCCCAGUGAGAAUCUCUACACGGAGCAUGGCAACGGAGACGGCAAACCCUGCGUAUUUCCAUUCAUCUUCGAGGGCCACUCCUACUCUGCCUGCACCACUAAAGGUCGCUCGGAUGGUUAUCGCUGGUGCGCCACCACCGCCAACUAUGACCAGGAUAAGCUGUAUGGCUUCUGUCCUACUCGAGCCGACGUCACUGUAACUGGGGGCAACUCGGCAGGAGAGAUGUGCGUCUUCCCCUUCGUCUUCCUGGGCAAGCAGUACUCUACCUGUACCGGCGAGGGCCGCAGUGAUGGGCGCCUCUGGUGCGCGACGACGUCGAACUUCGACGCUGACAAGAAGUGGGGUUUCUGUCCAGACCAAGGGUACAGCCUGUUUCUGGUGGCAGCGCACGAGUUCGGCCAUGCGCUGGGCUUAGAUCAUUCUUCAGUGCCGGAAGCGCUCAUGUACCCCAUGUAUCACUACCACGAGGACUCCCCUCUGCAUGAAGACGACAUAAAAGGCAUCCAGCAUCUGUAUGGUCGUGGCUCUAAACCUGACCCAAGGCCUCCAGCCACCACCGCAGCUGAACCACAGCCGACAGCUCCUCCCACUAUGUGUCCCACUGCACCUCCCAUGGCCUAUCCCACAGGGGGCCCCACAGUCGCCCCUACAGGCGCCCCCUCACCUGGCCCCACAGGUCCCCCUACUGCUGGUCCUUCUGAGGCCCCUACAGAGUCUUCGACUCCAGUAGACAAUCCUUGCAAUGUGGAUGUUUUUGAUGCCAUUGCUGAUAUCCAGGGCGCUCUGCAUUUCUUCAAGGACGGUCGGUAUUGGAAGUUCUCGAAUCACGGAGGAAGCCAAUUGCAGGGCCCCUUUCUUAUUGCCCGCACGUGGCCAGCUUUGCCUGCAAAGUUGAACUCAGCCUUUGAGGAUCCGCAGUCCAAGAAGAUUUUCUUCUUCUCUGGGCGCAAAAUGUGGGUGUACACAGGCCAGUCGGUGCUGGGCCCCAGGAGUCUGGAUAAGUUGGGUCUAGGCUCAGAGGUAACCCUGGUCACCGGACUUCUCCCGCGUCGUGGAGGGAAGGCUCUGCUGAUCAGCCGGGAACGUAUCUGGAAAUUCGACUUGAAGUCUCAGAAGGUGGAUCCCCAGAGCGUUACUCGCUUGGAUAACGAGUUCUCUGGCGUGCCCUGGAACUCACACAACGUCUUUCACUACCAAGACAAGGCCUAUUUCUGCCAUGACAAAUACUUCUGGCGUGUGAGUUUCCACAACCGGGUGAACCAGGUGGACCACGUGGCCUACGUGACCUAUGACCUCCUGCAGUGCCCUUGAACUAAGGCUCCUCUUUUGCUUCAGCGGUGCAGCGCAAGCCUCUAGAGACCACCCCUGAGGGGGAGGAGCUAGUUUGCCGGAUACAAACUGGUGAUCUCUUCUAGAGACUAGGAAGGAGUGGAGGCGGGCAGGGCCCUCUCUGCACGCUGUCCUUUCUUGUUGGACUGUUUCUAAUAAACACGGAUCCCCCAACCUUUACCAGCUACUCGAACCAAUCAGCUUGUCUGUAGUUGUAUACACAUCCAAGCCUGUGGUUGGUCAGAAGACAACUUUGUAGGGUCGGUUCUGACCUUUUGUUUUUAUGGGGCAUCUGGGGAUUGAACUCAGCUGGCUUUUGUGACAAGUACUUCACCCGCUGCACCACCUUACCGGCCCUUUUAUUUAUUAUGUAUGUGGUCAUGUUCACACACAUGUAUUUAACCUAUAGAAUGCUUACUGUGCGUCGGGCGCUGCUCCAACUGCUGUAUAAAUAUUAAGGUAUUCAGUUACUCCUACUGGAAGGUAUUAUGUAACCAUUUCUCUCUUACAUCGGAGGACACCACCGAGCUAUCCACUCAUCAAACAUUUAUUGUGAGCAUCCCUAGGGAGCCAGGCUCUCUACUGGGCAUUAGGGACAGAGGAAUUUAUUGGAUGUUGGUUCUUCCUUCAAGAAUCGCUCAGGGAUUCUCAGUGUCCUCAAAACAUGCUGAAACCGGACCCCAGACUCCACUCUGGAGAAUCCAACCCACUCACAGGGGAAACAGCCCGUUUAAAGUGCAUGUGUGCUAGAGAGGUAGGGUAGCCGAGAUGAUCCCUCAGUUGGAAGGAUAACCAAGUAUCUUCCUCGGACACUCUUUUUUAAAUAAAUGAAUAAAUGAA